AUGAGCGUUGCUAUAGAGAGUCAAGGUGAUCUGCCUCUCCCAGAUAACCUCCAGCACGCAGAAGAUGCCCAGAGUGACCUGGGGGAUGGCUCGAGCAGCUUGAGCGACAUCGAGCAAGACGUCGACCAAGAUGACGGGCAGGAUGGUCUCGACGAUGAUAUGGAAUCAGACGAAGCAAGCGAAGAAGAAGAAGAUGAGGAGGAAGAAGACAACGACUCUGAAGCAGAAACAGAGCGACUAGAUGUUUCGCCCGAUAAGAAGCGCACACACAAAGACGUCGUUUUGAACUCGCACACAGAGGGUCACACUUUCGAACGGGCUUCGUCAAAUCUGCACGGUCAAUAUGGAGCUGAGGAGGAUGAAGACGAGGAGUCCGAUGAAGAGGAUAACGCACCGGGCGAUAUUUCUGACGAUGAACUGUCGCUCCCAGAUUCGCCAAAAACUGCAGCAGAAGAAGAAGCUGUCGCAGACGCCGCUGAUGACGCCGCAGCCGCAACAGCACAGCUGGAAGAGUCUAUAGCACAGCCAAAAGAUAUCAUGCACGCAUUCGAUCUCACAAAUAAGAAGAGGAAGCGGUCGCAAUUACUGGAUGUCGACUCAGCCGAUGCGACCGACACCCGCGAACCUCUCAGGAAGCGCACUGGAUCCGUGCAACCACCUGGCGAUGACUCUGCCAUUGAUGAGAAUGCAUCUGCGCGAGGCGACGAGGAUACACCAAAUCCCGUUAGUGGAGAUUUGUCCGACGCCGAAAGUGUUGAUGGGCAGGAAGAAGACGAGGACGCUGAGCAUCCCGACCAGAAAGAAAAACUACACGUUGAUGAAGAAUUGGAGGACCGUGUAGAGACCGCGGAAGAGUUACGAACGAGCAAGAGGCGGCGGAAGAGCACCGUCAAUGGCAAGGAGGUAGCGGCAGGCGAAGCCAACGAGCCCGCCGACAAGCACGCCGUAAAAGCUGUCAGCGAUGAAGGAGAAGAGGAUCAUGCAGAGGUUGAAGCUGAUGAUGCAGAGGCUGCCCUGAGGGACGAAGAAGAACAGGAGAGAAAGCACAUAGCUCUAGAGCAAUUGACGGAUAUAGAGCGACAUUUUUCAUCAUUCAGAGAUCGAUUACACGAAGACCGACUGGCGAAACUCAACUAUGAAGAAUGGAUGUUGAAGCAAGACCCACCAAUACACCCAGAAUACCUGGCCAUGAUGCACUGCAUUGAUGCGCGAAGAGACGAGAAGCUGAGGAUAGAGAUGCGACGCGCCGAUUACACACGAGAAACCAUAGAAAAGUCUGCAGUUGGAAAACGAGCACAAAUAUUGUCACAGUUCUACCAAGAAGUGCGAGAAAUUCGCGAGCAGAAACUCGAGCUUCUGGGUAAACAGUGGUAUGAGAUCCAACACGACAGGCGAGCGCAUGGCUCAAGCGUGAACGACUACGCGUUAAGAUAUACGACGAAGAAAGAAGACCAGGUUCGGGAUCAAUAUGCGUAUAACCUAGAAGUGUCGGUCCUCUCGGGCAUUGCGAAAUACCGAGGCUUUCCAGCAGCUCCAGCAAUGGCUCCAGCAACUUCCACGGAGCUGGAAGAUGACUUCAAGAAGAUGGGCAAAUCCAGCCAAAAACAGCCCCAACAGCGAGCGCAGCCAAGUUUACAGCUACAAGACAUUGCCGCGAUGCGUGCUGCGGCGUCAGCAGCUGCUUUGAAACCAGCCGAAGAACAGUUUAUUGAACAAACUCCCUGGGCCAACCCGCAGCAUCCGUCUCAUGUGCACCUUCUCCAGCGCCAAUCACCUGCCCAGCAGGGCCCAAGAACAGGUAGCCCCUUCUCGAUGGCAGUGGGGCAACAGCCGCGUCGGCAGACACACCAGCAGGCUGGCGGACUUCCUGUAUCUGGAACCUUCUCAGGGAUCUCUCAACCUCAAGGCGCCGGAAGGGGUCAGAUAAGCACUUUCAAUAAUGCACCACAACCACAAAAGAUGGGACCUUCUCCACUUGGGAGUCGGCGGCCGUCGAUUCUACUAGAGCAGAGCAGGCUACCAGCGGCCGUUAACGAACAGUCCAAGCCUCACGAGAACCGUCAAAACAUGGAGGCUGGACCAGAGGCUUCACACCCGCCCUUAAUCAGUCCGCCUCGACCGCAAGAAGCCCUGCACGAGUUCUCAUAUGAGGGAGGGGUCGGAGUCAAACGCGAACAGCCGGCGACAGUCACGAACGGGAGGUUCUAA
This is a messenger RNA of Pseudogymnoascus destructans, 2208 nucleotides long. RefSeq lists its product as uncharacterized. Bases 1 to 2208 code for a protein of 735 amino acids. The record is from RefSeq and is a predicted model, not a curated record. Gene Ontology annotation, cellular component: Sin3-type complex. The transcript has 3 exons. Lineage: Eukaryota; Fungi; Ascomycota; Leotiomycetes; Thelebolales; Thelebolaceae. Gene Ontology annotation, molecular function: histone deacetylase binding. Gene Ontology annotation, biological process: negative regulation of transcription by RNA polymerase II.